Molecule: messenger RNA, 2587 nt
Organism: Triticum aestivum (bread wheat)
Lineage: Eukaryota; Viridiplantae; Streptophyta; Magnoliopsida; Poales; Poaceae
Product: rhamnogalacturonan I rhamnosyltransferase 1
Exons: 8
Coding region: 545-2044 (499 amino acids)
Cellular component (GO): cytoplasm
Source: RefSeq, a predicted model, not a curated record
CAUCACGGUCACUUCCACCGACGCCGCGGCCCAAAAAUAACUAGGCGCCCCCACAAAUCGCUCUCCCUCACCCUCUCUCUCUCUCCCUCCCUCCUCUGCCCCGAGAUCCGCCCCGCGACCCCGUCACCCCGCCACGCCCCGCUCGCCCGUCUCCGGCGCCGAUCCUCCAACCCCGCCGCCCAUUUCGGUGCCCACCGGUGCUCGUCCCCUACGGCGGCACGACCACGGCCGCCUUCCUUUUGGCGGUUCAUUCGAGGAGCCGAUCGAUACGGGUACGGCACCGCGCCCGACGUGCCGGACGGGCGGUUGCUGCUCGCCGGAGGAGGCAGCGAGGGCCGUCCACGGCCGCGUUUCUGUCGCGAACGUCGCGGCUCUCUCGGCUGUGGUGGACCGACGAGGGCAGAGGCCUUGUGCGCUGCUGCAUUGGGUGGAACGGAGCCAGAGCCACAGCCAGGCGGGCUCCUCGAGGCGGCGGCGACGGAUUUGAGGCUCGGAUGCUUGCUGCCCCGAGGAUUCCUCUGCUCCCGUCGGUCCAUGGUCGUUGAUGGCGUGGAAGGCGGCCAUGGGGGGUAAGGCGGCCGGCAUCGGAGGCGAGAAGCUCAAGUGCCCGCCGUCGUCCGCCGCAAGGUCGCGGAUGAAGCUCUGGAUGGUGCGCGCCACCACCACCGUCCUGCUCUGGACCUGCGUCAUGCAGCUCACCGCCGUCGGCGAGACGUGGGGCCCGCGGGUGCUCAAGGGAUGGCCCUCCUGCCUCACGCCCCCCGAGGAGGCCGCCGCCGUGCGCCCGGCCGUCGUCGAGAGGGCCGCGUUGCUGCCGCCCAAAAGAAUUUACAGGAACAAUGGUUAUUUGAUGGUCUCAUGCAAUGGUGGUCUUAACCAAAUGCGAGCUGCUAUAUGUGAUAUGGUUGUAAUAGCAAGAUAUUUGAAUGUCACUUUGGUUGUGCCAGAGUUGGACAAGACUUCUUUUUGGAAUGACCCGAGUGAGUUUCAAGAUAUAUUUGACGUCGAACACUUUAUAACCUCCUUACGCGACGAAGUUCGCAUACUGAGGGAACUGCCUCCAAGGGUAAAGCGAAGAGUUGAACUUGGUAUGUUCCACUCAAUGCCACCUAUCAGUUGGUCUGAUAUCUCCUAUUACCAUAAUCAGAUUCUUCCAUUGAUUCGAAAACACAAGGUUCUGCAUUUGAAUAGAACUGACGCUAGGCUAGCAAACAAUGGUUUACCUAUGGAGAUUCAAAAACUGAGAUGCAGAGUAAAUUAUGCCUCUCUGAGAUUUACCGCUGAAAUUGAAGAUUUGGGCAAGCGUGUAAUUAGAAUACUUCGCCAAAAUGGUCCUUUCUUGGUUCUUCAUUUACGUUACGAAAUGGAUAUGCUGGCUUUCUCUGGCUGUACUCAAGGUUGCAGUAACGAAGAGGCAGAAGAGCUCGCAAGAAUGAGGUAUGCUUAUCCGUGGUGGAAAGAGAAAAUCAUCGACUCGGACUUGAAAAGAAAAGAUGGCCUUUGCCCAUUGACGCCAGAGGAGACUGCUCUUGUCCUCAGAGCAUUGGACAUUGAUAGAAGUAUGCAAAUAUACAUCGCAGCUGGGGAAAUAUAUGGUGGAAAACGCAGGAUGGCAGCUCUCACUUCAGCUUAUCCGAAUGUGGUGAGGAAAGAGACACUUCUGGAACCUUCUGAUCUAAUGUUCUUCCAGAACCAUUCGUCCCAAAUGGCUGCACUGGAUUACAUGGUUUCUCUAGAAAGUGAUAUAUUUGUUCCAACAUAUGAUGGCAAUAUGGCUAAAGUUGUUGAGGGUCAUCGCAGGUUCAUGGGUUUCAAGAAGACGAUCUUGUUAGAUCGAAAACUCAUCGUCGACCUAGCAGAUCAGUACAACAACGGUUCGUUGCGAUGGGAUGAGUUCUCUUUGUUGAUCAAGGCUGCCCACGCAGGGCGGAUGGGAUCAGCCUCGAAGCGGACAGUGAUUCCCGACAGACCCAAGGAGGAGGACUACUUCUAUGCAAACCCCCAGGAGUGCCUGCAAGGCCCCGACCGCCUACGCACAUCAUGAUAAUCGCCGCCACCCCUGUCAAUAUUUCCACCCACCUCAUACCAUUCUUUUCACGGACGCAGCAGCCGAACCUGAGGCCAGGUUCGUCGUUAUUUUGCUUGAAGAAACCGAAAGAGGGGCGGCUCGGCUCGCCAUAGCUGGGAUGUAAACUUGGGGAGGGGGUGGGCGCGGGUGUUGUAUAUCUUGGAUGUAGCUGCCUAGCUGGUAAAUACUCUACACGUUAUAGAAAUGGGGGGCGGAUUAUUCGUUCGUUCCACGAAAAUAAUGAGGAGUCAUACUGAAGAUACUCUUGUAUAGAAGAUGGUGAUGAUAGAGUCUACUACCACGAACAGGAAAGGUAAAUUUGAGUGAGGGAGAGAUGGCUGGACCCACAUGUCUGUCUCUGGUGGUCUUCUUUUGGUUGUGUAAAACAUAGCAGUUGUUGUUCUCCGUAGCCUCCCCCGUGCUUCCUCCCCGUCAGGCAGGGCUUAUUUUUUUUUUGUCAAUCAAAGUUGCUGAGAGUUGUAUACUACAGUGUUUAUUGGAUCGAUGGUUACCUGUGCA